Messenger RNA from Dromaius novaehollandiae (emu), 8168 nucleotides. It is a transcript of the gene BMP2K, whose product is annotated as BMP2 inducible kinase. Lineage: Eukaryota; Metazoa; Chordata; Aves; Casuariiformes; Dromaiidae. The transcript is spliced from 16 exons. Gene Ontology annotation, molecular function: ATP binding; protein kinase activity. Bases 542 to 3952 code for a protein of 1136 amino acids. Gene Ontology annotation, biological process: protein phosphorylation. The record is from RefSeq and is a predicted model, not a curated record.
CGAAGCGAGGCGGCCGCUCUGCGUAGCGCGCGCCUCCCCCCCCGCGCCAUUCCCCCCCCGCCUCCCCCGCCCCCCGCGGCGGCGGCGGCGCUGGCGGCGGCGGCGCUGGCGGCUGCGCGCGCGCGAGGGCUGGGAGCGAAGUCCGAGCGGCGUCCGCGGGGCAGCGCGGCCCUCGGCGCCUGCCCGGUCCCCGCGGCGGGGUUUUGCCCGCCCCCUUCCUCCUCCUCCUCCUUCCCCUCCGCCUCCCGGUGCGGGCGCCGCUGCGGGCGCAGGGAGCCGGCGGUGGCGGGCCGGCGGGUGAGGAGCAGCGGGGCGGGGGCCGCGGCCGGCAUGUGAACCGGGGCAGCCCCCUCCCCGCCACGCGCACACCCCCUCCGGCAGCCGUUGGGCAACGGCCGCCCGCGGGCAACGGUCGCCCCCGGCCGCGCGCGCGCGCGCCCGCCCGCCCCCCCCCCCGGCGGGGGCUCCUUCGUGGGCAGCCGCCUGCGCCCCGCCGCUGCGGCGCCCCGUCCCGCGGGGGCCCGGCGGGGCGCCGCUCGCCAUGAAGAAGUUUUCUCGGAUGCCCAAGUCGGACGGGAGCGGCGGCGGUGGCGGCGGCGGCGGGACGGUUUGCGGCGGCUCCGGCGGGGGCGGCGGCGGCGUCGCCCUGGGCAAGGUGUUCGCCGUGGGACGGUACCAGGUCACCCCCGAGGAGCUGCUGGCCGAAGGUGGCUUCUCAACUGUGUUUCUGGUACGUACGCAUGGUGGAAUACGCUGCGCGCUGAAACGAAUGUAUGUUAACAGUGUGCCAGACCUCAACAUAUGCAAGAGAGAAAUUACAAUUAUGAAAGAGUUGUCUGGGCACAAGAAUAUUGUUGGAUAUUUGGAUUGUGCUGUUAAUUCUGUAAGUGAUAAUGUUUGGGAGGUACUCAUUCUCAUGGAAUAUUGUCGAGCUGGGCAAGUUGUGAAUCAGAUGAAUCAGCGUCUGCAGACAGGCUUUACCGAAUCAGAAGUAAUGAGAAUAUUUUGCGAUACCUGUGAAGCUGUCGCCAGGUUGCAUCAGUGCAAAACUCCUAUAGUUCACCGGGAUCUAAAGGUGGAGAAUAUAUUGUUAAAUGAUAGUGGAAACUAUGUUCUCUGUGAUUUUGGCAGUGCCACUAACAAGUUUCUAAAUCCUCAAAAAGAUGGUGUUAAUCUGGUUGAGGAAGAAAUCAAAAAGUACACAACGCUAUCGUACAGAGCUCCUGAAAUGAUAAACCUGUAUGGAGGGAAACCAAUUACUACUAAGGCAGAUAUCUGGUGCCUGUAUUUGUUUUUACAGGCACUUGGCUGUUUGCUGUAUAAACUUUGUUUCUUUUCCCUUCCCUUUGGAGAGAGUCAAGUUGCUAUUUGCGAUGGAAGUUUUACCAUUCCGGACAAUUCCCGAUAUACUCAUAAUAUUCAUUGUUUGAUAAGAUAUAUGCUUGAACCAGAUCAAGAACGGAGACCUGAUAUCUUUCAAGUAUCUUACUUUGCCUUUAAACUUGCCAAAAAGGAUUGUCCAGUGUCCAAUAUUAAUAAUUCUCCUGUCCCCUCAACUCUUCCUGAACCCAUGACAGCUAGUGAGGCAGCUGCUAGAAAAAGCCAAAUAAAAGCAAGAAUAACAGACACCGUUGGACCAACAGAAACCUCAAUUGCACCGCGACAAAGACCAAAGGCCAAUUCAAGCACUGCCACUUCCAGUGUGCUGACGAUCCAGAGUUCAGCAACGCCAGUCAAAGUACAAGUUCCUGGUGAAUUUGGUAAUCGUGGGCAAAAAGGAACCAUGCGACCCGGAAACGGACAAGAAAUGUUACUGCCCCAAGGGACCAAUCAGCACCAUCCACAGCAGAACCGAGUUCUUCAGCAGCUGCAGCAGGGGGACUGGAGAUUACAGCAGUUGCACCAUUUACAUCACCAGCAACAGCAGCCUGCAAUUCAGGACGCUUAUAUGCAGCAGUAUCAACAAGCAAUGCACCAGCAGAUGGUCCAACAGCAGCUGUUGAUGCAAUCUGUGUACCAGCAGCAGCCUUCCCAAUCUCAGUAUCCCGCUAUGGUGCAGCAAUAUCAGCAGGCUCUCAUACAGCAGCAGAUGCUUGCUCAGCAGCAACAGCAUUCACAACAGCCACAGUCUCCUGAAUAUAUCACUUCUCCACAGGAUUUCUCACCAGCCUUAAUCUCCUACCCUGCAUCGCUUCCAGUGCACGUUGGAACGGUAGUGGAUCCUUCUUAUAGUGCAAACAGGUCAGGUAUUCCUGAUGCUGAGGCAAUUUCCAGUUACCCAAAGCAGAGCAUCAGUAAUCCACCUGACAUGUCAGGCUGGAAUCCCUUUGGAGAGGACAAUUUUUCCAAGUUGACAGAGGAGGAGCUGCUGGACAGAGAAUUUGACCUGCUAAGAUCAAACAGGCUGGUGGACAGGAGAGCAUCUUCAGAUAAGAAUGUGGAGCCACAUUCUGCUCCACAGAACAAUCCUCCGGAAGAUCCCUUUGGUUCUGUUCCUUUCAUUUCUCACCCAGGUUCCCCCGGAAAACAAAUGGAUAACUUGGCCAGCAAUCGAGCAAAUAACUUAGGGACCCCUACCAAGUCUGGAAAACUGAGCCAUGCUUUUAGAGAUCCACGGCCAGGGAGGAAAACUGCAGAGGGACAAGUGAAAGGUGGUGAUGAGUCAGAGAGUGAUUUUGAAUCUGAUCCUCCUUCUCCCAAGAGCAGUGAGGAAGAAGAAGAACAGGAGGAUGAGGAAGUCUUGCAAGGUGAGAACGGAGACUUCAAUGAUGACAACGAUACAGAGCCAGAGAACUUAGGGCACCGGCCUCUACUCAUGGACUCCGAGGAAGAGGUGGAAGAGGAGGAGGAAGAGAAACAAAGUUCUGACUCAGACUCGGAUCGUACCAAGCGAAAAUCCGUGGAAGGGCUCUGCAGCAGUAGAUAUAGAGAGGGCAUUGGCAACAGUGAAAUUAAAGAACCCAAUUUAAUGCUCGCUUCCCCAUCUGAAGUGCCAAGUACGGUAAUCAAGGUGAGCUCUGGCCAAGAAUUUGAUGUGUUUGGGGCUGUGCCCUUUUUUGCUCUUCAGCCUCAGCCACAAGCAAGAGAGAAGAGUGACAAAGAUGUCCCUUCUCAGACUGCUUUUCCUGGCCUGAACCAAGAGCAGGAUGACUUUGAUGUUUUCACAAAAGCCCCAUUCAGCAAAAAGGUGGCUCAGCAAGAUGGCCAGGUGGUAGGAGCUGAGACUCAAAUCUCGCCUGCCUCUCCGCGGGGCGUAGAUAUUUUUGGCUGCACCCCAUUUCAGCCUCCCCUUCUCCCAAAGACCGGUGGGAGUAAAGAGGACCUGUUUGGCCUCAUCCCUUUUGAAGAGAUCACAGGGAGUCAGCAGCAGCAGAAGGUGAAACAGCAGCGUAACCUGCAGAAGCUUUCCUCCCGCCAAAGGCGCAUGAAGCAGGAAGUGUCUAAGAGCAACGGCAAGCGCCACCAUGGCACCCCGACCACCACUAAGAAGGCUUUGAAACCAAGCUACCGCACCCCGGAGAGAGCCCGCAGGCACAAGAAAGCGGGCCGCAGGGACUCGCAGAGCAGCAAUGAGCUCCUUACUAUCUCGGACUCCAAAGAGAACAUAAGCGUUUCGCUGACUGACAGCAAAGAUCGAACCAACCCUCUGCAGACGGACGAGAGUCUGCUGGAUCCUUUUGGAGCCAAACCCUUCCACCCUCCAGACUUGAUGCGACAUCCCCAGCAUCAAGGAUUUGGUGACAACCGUGGGGAUCAUGGUACAGUAGUAGUGGCUGGUAGACCUAGGCAGAGCUCCUUGCAUGGGGCCAUUCACAGUGGUGAUGGGCUAAAAACAGAUGACUUUGGUGCAGUACCCUUCACAGAACUGGUCGUGCAGGGUGCCCAGACCCAGCAGCAGCAGGCAUUAGAGUUGGACCCCUUUGGAGCAGCUCCGUUUCCUUCCAAGCAGUAAACGCUUUCAGUGGGGUUCCACCCCCGGCCCCCCCAUCUCUCUGGGUUACUUAAUCAAGGUUUUAACUAGUGGAAUAACUAGUGGAAUAAUUUAUCUGGUUGAAUUGAUAGGGAACUGGGUUGUACAGUUUACUCAAGUUAAAGAGGGCAUGGCCAGCUCACAUGGUGAAAUUCAGAAUCAUGGCAUGUUUUGUUGUUGAUCUGGAGAAAAACAAAGACAGGAGCAUCAUUUUGAUAUGACAGGUACUUCUGAGGACGUAAGAGAAAUCUGAUAUGAAUCAUUGUCUGUCACUGACUUUGUGGCCCUGGAACAUUUUGUCAUUCUGCACUUCUGCGUUGUCUUCUCAGUCCGACGUGAUGUGCUGAGAUGGAGGGCGGGGGAUAGGCAGAAGUUGCAUGAAAAAGGUUUUUCAUACGUACAAGUGGGCUAAAGGAAUUGGAAUGGGUUCUUUGUGUCUCAAUCGCAAUAGACCUAAGAACCUAAAUGUACUAAUAUCCAGAUUAAUCUGCUGGAAGUUGUUGAGUCUUUGCUUCCUAGAUGAAAGCUAUCUUUAUUAAUCAUAAAAUAAAGAAGCCAAGUCCUCCAAAGGGACUGUGGCCCAGAUCUCCAGAGCACAGCUGUGGCUUGGGACCUGGUAGUCAUCUAUGCAGCUGCAGAGAUGAAAGGCAGAUUUUUUUGUGUGUGUGCCUAAAUGUUCAGUUUCAUCAUUAUUACUUUUUUUACAGUAAGUGCCAUUAAUGUAAAAUAGCAAACUGGAAGUCUAGAGUUAAAACUAAAGAUGCAGAGAAUAUAAUGGUUUGUGAGACGAAAAGCGUGAAUGUAGGAAAGGAAACCAGCAGGGAUGCAGCCAGUGUUUGCAGCACUUUGAAGACUACUCAGUACGCUGGGGAAGAGAGGCUGGUUUCUGUGAAUGAAACAUCUGGCACAGAUGGAGUGUUUCAGAUUGCUUGUACAGUUGACUGUGAAAUGCAACCAUCAGUUCUAUUUGAUUAUGAGUUGGGGUUUGUGUCUGAAAAUACCUGUUCUUUUCCUCUUGGGUUUUUAUUGCAGAGAAAAUGUGUAUUCUUUCAGAACUUGUUGUUUUUUAAAACAAUAAUAAUUUUAUGAAAUGAUUGUAACCUUAUGUUCUUUUAAGUUGUGAUGAAUCUAUUAUUGUACUUAAGCCUAUUUUAUAGAACGUUUUGCUAAAUGCACUGAGCUUUGAAGAAACUUCACUCUGAAACCGGAUUUGUUUCAGAACAGAAGCGGUAAGCAGCAGGCAGCUUGCAGAUGCUGAUGGCUACUGUACCAUUAAACUGCAUUUCACACCGUGAAGCCUUACAGGCAGGAUUCUUGUCCUGCUGCAAAGUACCUCCAAGACAUUAGGUGCGUGAGACGUGGCUAAAAAACCUGGGAGCGUGCAGUGCCAGUAGGUAGAUGAUGGCGAAGCGAUGUAAUGAGACUUGCUGAAAACAAGAUUUAGUUACUUUGUUAUAAAAGCACAGGCUACCUGUAGGUGGGCCAGCCUCCCCAUUGCCUCACGACUUGUGUCAAGCCAUUUAUGCCUACUGCGCAGUGAGUAUGAAUCGGAAGAGCCCAAUUAGUCUACAUUUUUUCAAUGGCAAUCCUGUGGAGGAAGUGGAAGGAACUAGUUCCUCCGCUUAUCCCAGCUUGAUAUCCUGCUCUCCCAAAUGCUGAUGAACAGAAAAGUGAAUGUUUAUUUAUGGAGACAGUGUCUGUGGUUUUCCCCUCUCUCCUCCCUCAGCUCUACCAUGGGUAAAGUGAAAUAUUUAGGGUUGUACAUUUUUUCCAAGUCUACUUAAAAAAAAGUUGAGCUGGUUACACAGUCACGCAGAGAUAUGCUGCAGGAAUAGAGGGGGUGGAUUCCCUAAAAUAUUUUUAGAAAAAGCAUGUUAAACAUGUUUGUUUUUUUUUUUUUUUUUUUUUUUUUUUUUUUUUUUUUAAAUCACUUUCUCCUGUGGUGGUUUUAUUCCGUUGGUUUGAAAAAAUGCCUCAGAUACAUUUUGAGUUUUUCUCCUAAUCCUAGAUUUUGGAAGUAACACAUAUAUAGCUGUGCACCCUCAUUACUUUUAUCUUUUUUUUCUUUUGUCCUGACAAGGUGAAAUUGAAAUGCUAGAGCUCUACUUGCUUAAGUUUGCUUUUUUUCAGGGUUAGAAGUUAAGCUUUUAAGAGUAUGUGAGUAGAAAUGUUUCAACUCUAUUUGCACAUGAGUUUCUUAGGCUUUACUACUGUUCUCACCUGUUUUUUGUGCCAAAGGCUCUAAGAAGUGCACGCCAAGUUUGUAGCAUUUGAUGAUACUCAGGUUAACUGUGAUUUAUACUUUCCUAUGCGUGCUUAUUAGCUGCCUUCAUACAGUUUCCUUCUGAAACUUUACCUACCUGCCUAAUGAGUUGUUGGAACAGAAUAUUGCAGAAAAGUGGGACGGUUGGGUGGAAACAAAAUGAGACUAAAACGGGCAAGUGACCCAGAGUCUUAAACGUGGCUGAUGAGUCUUCACCGAAGCCCUGCAGCCGUUGCUUUCCCUGGAGUACAAGCAACUGAAGGGUUUGCGCAGCCGUUUAGCGUGGGAGAUGUGGGUUUAACACCAUGUAUGAGGAGCGGGUCUCGAUGACUCUGUCUGAAAGGAGAGGAGGUUGGCUGUUUGACACUGAAGAAAGGUUGUGCAUCAACGGUGGUUUAGGCCUAAGACUGACUUACCGUGGUCCUAAAUCUUCAGGUAAAUUAAGAAUAGAAGGAAUGACAUUGAUGUCAUUGCAUGUGGGGGAUUUUUUUUGUCUGUUUUUACUUCAGGCUGAGGAGCAUUACAGGUUUUUCUUGCGUGUAGUUUUUUGGCAGGGGGUUCUCAAGUGGUUUUACUGCAAUACAGGUGAGGUUAGCUUAUACACAGCAACUAAUAGAGGAAGUAAAAGCAAACCGUCGAGCCAAGUUAGCCUAGAACUGGCAUAAUGCCUCUGGCUGCUUAUUAGUUAUGGCCAAUGAUAUUUGCUUCCUAAUGGCCUUAAUAAACUUUGUCCUAUGUGUUCUCAUUAUGAAACAGGUUUUUGCAUAAAUUCUUUGGUUUUAGAGUUAGAAUUAUUUUAUCCUAUUUUUGUGACUGAAAAGAGAUUAGCAUGUCUCAAUAAGUUAACUUCGCAUGGUGGAUUGGGUUUGCAGCUUGGGUUUGAUUUCAGCUAAGAUGUACUAUCCAACAGAGACAAAAUGUGGUACUGUAGGGGAAUGUGAUGUCCUUCUGCAUGUAUUCAGUGUGCGUGUAUGUGUGUGUGCACUUUCCACCUUAACUGAAAUUCUGGAAAGACCUUGCUGUGUUAGAGGUGUACUGCACUGCCUGUGAAGAUAACGAUGCCAAGGUAAGGAACUGACAUUUCCCUUCCAACAGAGAGUAUCAGUUGAUUUAGAGCUUUUCUCUUAGUAUGUUUAAGGACAGAACCACAGAUCUGUCAGAAUCAGCUGCUUAAGAGAUUCUGUCAGAAGGUACUAAGAAGCCUUAAUGGUUGAGAUCAUUAAAAGAAAGAAAAAAAGACAUCUUUCUCUGCUAACUCUCAAAAUCAUAGUCUUGAGAUGUGCAUGAUUUCUUUUGCUGACCUGCGUAAUGUGGAACCCAUGAAUACCAGCUUUCAAGGAAAUACCUUUUAUUUAUUCUGGGUGUCCCAAUUAGUAAAACAAAGUAUCUACUGUGAAAAUAAGUUGAUAUAUUUACUACUGUGAGAAAAAGAGUUUAUCUGGAGAUUUUUAUACUAUAUGGUGUAUUUUUAUAUAUAAAAGUUAUAUAUAAAAUAUACACAUGCUCGCACACAUCAUGUAUCUCUUGAAGUUACUGUGUUUUGGGUAACAUUGCAGCCACAAUCAUUUCCAUGGGACUGAAAGAGUGAAUAUGAAAGAAAGCUGCGAAAGGAGCAAGAGGGAAAAGUGCGAAGGGCGACUGCUCGGUUAUGUUUUUGCUAUGCUUCUUUUGAGAGGAAGAUGGAGGAAGUUGUGUGUGUAGCUAAGUUUGUGACUAAGGCAUCACUUAAUACUAAAAAGCAUAAAAACUAUUUUAAAAUUGCUGGCAUACAGCUUUUAAGUGCACUUUCCUGAACUACACUUCCAUGUCUUGUUAGACUUCAAGUUUCUAAAGCUUUUUUGUGUACCACUAAAGAGAGAACUUUAACUUUUAUGUGAAAUUGAUGUAAGUCAUAAAAUACGUGCAGUUGUUAAAUAAACAAACGUGAUACAGUGA